CAGUGCCGGUUCAUCUCCACUAAUGGUGUGCAGAACAAGGGGGACUUGAAGAAAAAAAAAACUUCCAAUCAACAAAACAUUAACAUCAUUUGAAAACCAAGCAAAAAAAAAGCAACAAAAAUUACUUCAUCAUGAGCUUCGACCCUUUCACCACUUCCCCCCUCUCCCGGCGCUGGGAAGAUUACCAAUCCAGCACCUCCACCUACCGAAUCUCCAGGGGGCCCUUGUCCUCCUCCAGGUGGGCGAUGCGUUUGGAGCCUCUGCAGCGCUGGGAGCAGAGCGACCUGAGUCAGGCCAGUCUAGUGAAUGCAGAGCUGCUGGAUCUGCGGGUCCAAGAACGAGAGCAGCUAGUGGGUCUGAACAACCGCUUUGCAUCCUACAUAGAGAAGGUGAGACACCUCGAGCAGCAAAACCGGGCUCUGCUCCUGCAGCUGGAGGCCCUGCGCCGCAGACAGAGUCAACCGUCCCGCGUGCAGCAGCUCUACCUGCAGGAGGUCCGGGGCCUCAGGGAGCAGCUGCACCAGGAGGCCCAGAAUAAAGCACGCAUGGAGGUGCAGAUGGAGAAGCUGAGGGAAGUCCACGCACAGCUGCACGAGCGCUGGGAAGAAGAGGCAAGGCGGCGGAGCCAAGCUGAGGAGGACCUGCAGCAGCUGCGGGACGAGGCAGGUCAGGCCGCUCUGUGCAGCUGCGAUGCAGAGGCCAGUGUGGUCUCUCUGGUGCAGGAGCUGGCCUUCCUGAAGCAGGUGUUCGCUGAGGAGCAGGAGGGGCUCAGGGUCCAGCUACAGGUGGCCAGCCUCAGCGUUGAGCUGGAUACGAGCAGGCCAGACCUGUCGGCUGCUCUGAGAGAGAUCCGGGCGCAGUAUGAGAGCCUGGCCGGACGUAACAUGCAGACUGCCGAGGCCUGGUUUCGGGGGAAGGUGGCGAGCGUAGUGGAGCUGACAGAUAAGCAGGAGGAGGCUGUGCGGGUGGUACGUGAGGAGACCGCUGAGUACCGGCGCAUGCUGCAGUCUCGUUCUGCUGAGGUCGAGGCAUUGAGGAACGUCAUCAAUUCCCUGAACAUACAGCUGGGAGAGCUGGAGGAGAUGCAGAACUCUGAAGUCACCAAGUACCAGGGGAAGAUAGGUGACCUAGAAAGGGACAUUGGUGAUGCGAAAGAAGAAAUGUCUCGAUAUUUGAGGGAGUAUCAGGAUCUGCUUAAUGUGAAGAUGGCUUUGGAUGUUGAGAUUGCUGCUUACAGGAAACUCCUGGAAGGAGAAGAAAUUCGGUUUACGUAUUCCUCCCUCCCAGCCCUCGCUUAACCUUGCGUUCAUACUUUGAACACAGUUGAGUCAGAUUCAACUUAAAUCCUAAAAUAAUACCCUAAACAUCAUCCCUGACAGGUUUACUCAUUUUCUCCAAAACCCCUGCUAAACUUGACCCAUCAUUUAAAGGGAUAGUUCACCCAAAAAAGCACAUUCAAGUGUUUCAAACCUUUAUAUGUUUCUUAUUAUUCUGCUGAACACAAAAGAAGAUAUUGUGAAGAAUGUUGGAAACUGGUAGCCAUAGACAAUCAUAGUAGAAAAUAAACAAAUAUUAUGGUAGUCAAUGGCUGCCAGUUUCCAUCAUUUUUCAAAGUAUCUUCUGUUCUGUUUAGGUUUGUGUCAAGUAAAUGGUGAGUAAAUGAUGAUAAAAUUUUAAUUUUGCGGUGAACUAACCCUUUAAGACCCCCUUUAACCAAAUUCACACACAAAACCCUUUACAUUUACCUCAGAUCCUCUUUAAGUUACUUCCACCCAGUUCAGCCAUGAAACUAAACCUCCUCAUUUCAUUGCUUCAAAGUCAGACGAGCCCUUGUGUCACACAAGAGGUACACAUAAAGAGGUCCCCCUUCUUCUUUACACUUGAAAUGGACAAAUGACCACCUUAGAGACAUCGCUAGGGGUAGCACUCACUCAGCCAGAGCUAAGUGUUCUGUUGGCAGAUUCUCACAGAGACUUGGAGAUGGUUCCCCUUUAAGAACACUUCACAAACUUCAGAACAUUCACCCGUUGAGUCAAUGAUCACCCUAUAUAUGCAGACUUUUAACCAAUUGUUUGUUGAGGUGAAUCAUUGUGCAAUCUCAGUUGGGUGUUAGGAAUGACCAAUUUGUUAAUUCGGCAUUAGACCAAGAAUCAGCCAACAGGACACCGUCCACCAUCACUGGCUCUUUAGAGGAUAUUUUAUUAGUGCAAAGGUUAAAAGGAUAGUUCACCCAAAAAUGAAAAAUCUCUCAUCGUUUACUCGCCCACUCACGAGUGUUUCAUUACCUUGAACACAAAAAAAUAUAUAUUUAUUUUACAUAAAGUAUUUUGAAGGAAGCUGAAAACCUGUAACCAUUGACUUCCAUAGUAGGAAAUACAAAUACUAUGGAAGUCAAUGGUUACAGGUGUGAAACAUUUUUCAAAAUAUCUUCUUUUGUGUUCAAUAAAAUAAAGAAACUUGUGGAUAAGUAAGUGAUAGAAUGUCAUUUUGGGGUGAAUUAUCUCUAAGUGUUAGCUAUGUUUUGAUGUGUUAUUUUUCGGUUAAUGUUGUAGUAAUGUUUUAUUUGCCGUGUCUGUGUUCUGCGUCUCAUGUGUUGUUUUGUUGUGGAUAUUUGAUUCUUUUUGCUUCAGCAUUUGCAAUAUUUUAAGCAUGACUAAAAUCAAGAGUAGAAAUGACGAGAUGUCUAGGAGUGUUUUUAGACUUGAGGGUAAAAUGCUACUAUCAUGCUGUCAUCUGCUUUUGUUGUGUCAUCUAAGUUAUAACGUAAGUCAGUUAUUAGUGAUUUUGGAAAUGAACAAGAAACCGAUUCUGUCUAUCGUGGCAGUUUCUGAACCGAAUGGUGCUGUAUGUUUGCACCUAAAUUACACGAUGAAUAAAGCAACAGUACCUCUUCUGGA
Molecule: messenger RNA, 2897 nt
Organism: Danio aesculapii
Lineage: Eukaryota; Metazoa; Chordata; Actinopteri; Cypriniformes; Danionidae
Gene: neff2
Exons: 3
Coding region: 132-1298 (388 amino acids)
Biological process (GO): neurofilament bundle assembly
Cellular component (GO): intermediate filament; postsynaptic intermediate filament cytoskeleton; cytoplasm
Molecular function (GO): structural constituent of postsynaptic intermediate filament cytoskeleton
Source: RefSeq, a predicted model, not a curated record